AUGCAUAGCUUCCCUGGACCCCAAACGUUUGAGGCAUAUUUAGAGGUAGUGAAUGAUCUAGUUUCGUCUUAUGGAAGCAUUAUUGUUACCUCCACGGAUAAUCAUGGAAACAGAGCUUUGAGUGUGGCAGCUUACAGGGGACACUUGGCGGUGGUGCAGGCUCUUAUAUCUCAUUCUGAAUUAUAUCAUCAGAAUAAUUAUGGAGGCACCUUUCUCCACAUGGCUGUAGCAGGCUUCACAAGUCCAGGGUUCAGAAGACUGGACCAUCAGAUGAAUCUAAUGAAGCACUUGAUCACCAAUGUGAUGAGUGCAACAAUAAUAAUAUCAGAAUCAGAUGAUCAGGAUACUGGCCACCUGAUCAAUGUGAGGAAUAAUGAGGGAAGGACAGCCCUUCACUGUGCCCUGGCCCUAAACAAUAAUAUCCCUUGUGAAGUGCUCCACCUUCUGAUCCUCAUGAUAUCCGCCGCCAGUGGUGGUGAAAUCAACAACAACAACUACAACUCUCAGGAGGAGGAGGAUCACUUCAAAGCAAGAACAAGACACCUCAGAUCACAAUCACUACUACUAUUACAACAAUAUCAUCAACCCCAUGAUGAUGUAGCUGCAGGUGCUGAUAAUAAUAAUACUAGUAAGAUAUUAGUCAUGAACAGCAGAAGUCCUGGGGCUUCUUUCAGAAUCAGCGAUGCUGACAUUCUCUUUUAUGCCUCACCCAGCUCCCAAUCUCCCUUAAUUAGCCGCGUAAGCAACAACUCAUCUCCCCGUUCCUUUGUUAAUCCCAAGUCUACCUCUCUAAACUACAACAACAACACAGCCACCCGACUAAAGAUUCUGCUCCGAUGGCCUAAGAAGAAGAAUAUAAAGGACUUAUCCUAUCACGACGACGACGAUUCAUUGAUAUUAUCAUCUUCUCCUAAGCUGGAAUCUUCACCAACUCCUCUGCGACAUUGA
Impatiens glandulifera is the source of this 948-nucleotide messenger RNA. RefSeq lists its product as uncharacterized. Gene Ontology annotation, molecular function: protein binding. Gene Ontology annotation, cellular component: ciliary inversin compartment. Gene Ontology annotation, biological process: protein localization to ciliary inversin compartment. The coding region runs from base 1 to 948 and encodes 315 amino acids. Lineage: Eukaryota; Viridiplantae; Streptophyta; Magnoliopsida; Ericales; Balsaminaceae. The transcript is spliced from 3 exons. The record is from RefSeq and is a predicted model, not a curated record.